This is a messenger RNA of Papaver somniferum (opium poppy), 2061 nucleotides long. RefSeq lists its product as uncharacterized. The transcript has 5 exons. The coding region runs from base 1 to 2061 and encodes 686 amino acids. NCBI's taxonomy places the organism in Eukaryota, Viridiplantae, Streptophyta, Magnoliopsida, Ranunculales, Papaveraceae. The record is from RefSeq and is a predicted model, not a curated record.
AUGGAAGCCGUUGGUGAUGAUCACUCUCUAACUUCUCCAGAAAAAAGUUUUGAAGUCAACAAGCCUGAGGAGGCUGGUGCACAUGAAGAGGUAAUGGCUAAGAUCGAUCUCCCACCCUUUCAGCUGCGAUCGACAUGGAGGAGCAAUGGAAGCGCGAUGAAGCGUUGCGAGUACCAACGAGCGCAAGAUCUGAGAGACGAACAUGAGCGUCUGAAAGUGAUCAACACAAUUGCCAACGCUGCCGUGGCUCUUGGGGAAGAUGUGGAAGCGAUCUUUGUUGAUGUUGUUGAGGCGAAUAGCGUUGCUGCAGAAAUAUCCGAAGUGAAAGCUGAGGUGGAGUGGUCAUUUUCACCGUCAUGCUCCCAACCUGGAAUGCAGUCAUCUUCUUCACCAGAUCUUCAAUUCCAAAUGGGUUUGGGAGUUGUACAGAUACCUGGUCCCUGGAAUAAUAUAUUAACUUUAACUUACUCUGCUGGUGAAGUUCUUGAUGAAGAUGAGCCUAUUUCUAGAGAGUGCAUUGAUUUCUAUUCAGAGUUAUUUGAUGAGCAUGGAACCAAGACUAGUACUAGUGAUCUUAUUGAUAAUUUGAAUUUCAGUUCUCUGGUUAAUCCUUCAGCUGCUGCAGAUCUUAUUAAGGAAGUUACUAAAGAUGAAAUAGUUAUUUCUCUUUCCUCUAUUGGUUCUAACAAAGCCCCAGGGCCUGAUGGAUUUUCAAGUUAUUUCUUCAAACAUUGUUGGUCUAUUGUUGGAGAUGAUUUUGUUGUUGUUAUUCAAAAUUUCUUUGCCAAGUCUAGAAUGUUAAAGGAGGGUGGAGCAAUACAAGAUAAUAUUUUGGUGGCUCAUGAAGUUGUGAGAAACUAUCAUAGGACUACUAGUACUCCUAGAUGUGCUUUAAAGAUUGAUCUCAAGAAGGAUUAUGAUACUGUGAGUUGGAAAGCAGUUAUUGACACUAUGAAGAAGAUGGGAUUUCAUGAUCAGUUUUUACAGUGGAUAUUUCUUUGUAUGUCUAGUGCCAAAUAUUCUAUUCUUAUUAAUGGCUCUCCUCAUGGAUUCUUUGGUGCUUCUAGAGUAUUAAGACAAGGUUGUCCUUUAUCCCCUUAUCUAUUUGUAAUUGUGGUGGAAGUCUUCAACAACAUUCUUCUACAAUAUGUGAAUCAUGGAAAAUAUGGAUUUCAUCCUAGGUGUGCUCUCACUAAGCUUACUCAUUUAUGUUUUGCUGAUGAUGUCUUGGUUUUUUUCAAAGGAAAUCUUGAAGUUGCUAUUGUUCUUAAAACUUGUUUAGAUGACUUUAGUAGUUGUUCUGUCCUGCAAGUGAAUAAUCAGAAGACUGCUUUAUAUGCUUCUGCUACAGAUUCUUCUUUGCUCUUUGAUAUCAAUGCUUGUCUCAAUUGUACUUCUAGUGAGAUUCCUGUCAGGUACCUUGGUUUGCCUUUACUUUCUACAAGACUCUCUUAUGCUGAUUGUUUACCUCUUAUAUGUAAAGUGAGAGCUAGGAUUAAGUCUGGGAAAGCAAAGCACUUAGCUUUUCCUGGUAGAGUUAGACUUAUUAAAGUCGUGCAUACUGGUAUGGUCCAUUUUUGGCUGUCCUGCUUCAUCCUCCCGCAAAGAGCUUUGCUUGAAUUAGCUAGCAUAUUUAAAAGAUUUCUUUGGUCUGGAUCUGACUUAGGAAAUAAGCAUAAUCCUAUAGGUUGGAGUACUAUUUGCUUACCUCUUGAAGAAGGAGGUCUUGGCAUUAAAGAUCUUGCUGCUUCAAACAUUGCUUGUAGUCUAAGACAUAUUUGGGACCUAGUUACUGGCAAGAGUUCUAUAUGGACAAAAUGGGUCAAGGAUAAUCUGAUUAAACACAAGAAUUUCUGGGAGAUGAAGACUCCUCAAGAUUCUUCAUGGUACUGGAGAAUAGUUCUUGAACAUAGGUCUAUUGCUAGAAAGAUUAUUGGUACUGUAAUUGGUGAUGAAACUAAUACUUUAUUUCUUCAAGAUAAUUGGCAUCCCAAAGGAAAAUUAUCAGAGUGGGUUGAUCCUGAGAUUAUCACUCAGUACUUCCCUAAAAUAAUGCUUUAG